GUCGGUCACGACCUUCCCGUUUGUACCCUGUCCAUCUCUCGGGAUGGAAAGUGGUUCGCAAGUGGCUCCGAAGACGGCACCAUCAUCCUUUGGGACGCUACUGCCGGCCACGUUGUUCAUCAAUGGCUGGCCCAUAAAACCAAUAUCACGCUUCUCGAGUUCUCUCCUUUGCGUCCACGCUUGUUGUCCUCCGGUGGUGAUGGCAGCAGAGUGUGGGACGUGGGCAACGGACGCCAUCAGCUGGUGGCUAGCCAUGGGGUUGACCCGACACAAUGCGCCUAGUCUCUUCCCGGCGACUUCCUGGUGACAGGAUAUUCUGGUUCCGACUUGGAUACAGUGGGCGCGAGCACCGGUCAUCGGCUUCUCGAAGGGAUACCCUUCGACUUUUCCCUAGAUUGCAGUGUUGACGUCCGACAGAUUGUGUUCUCUCCCACUCCCUAUCUAGGCGGCGAGUGGCUUGUCGCAACACCACGUUUCGGCACCCUCUACAAGGGAUGUUGGGUGUGGAAUACAAGAUGGGGAACUCUACACGGAGUUCUGCCAGAAUCCCGCGUUGACGUGAUGUCCGUCCGGUUCGACUCAAUGGGCCGGCGCUCCUGACGGUCGGGGUGGUACCAUGGGACUUGUAUGUCGUCGUGGCUGUUUGGUAUGUAUUUAUCAAGGAGCGGACUCUCGCGGUCCGGCCGACCUCGCGCCCAGACUCCACUGGCCGGUGG
This is a messenger RNA of Dichomitus squalens LYAD-421 SS1, 716 nucleotides long. RefSeq names its product WD40 repeat-like protein. Gene Ontology annotation, molecular function: protein binding. The record is from RefSeq and is a predicted model, not a curated record. The annotation marks the transcript as partial. The transcript has a single exon. Lineage: Eukaryota; Fungi; Basidiomycota; Agaricomycetes; Polyporales; Polyporaceae.